AUGUUGAAUGCAGCACACCUCCCGCGCGACAUCUGCAUUUCUGAUCUUGAGGUUUCACACCACACCAUCCCGAGAGUUCAAACUCACGCCGUUCCCCUCGAGGGCCCUAAAAGGUUCUAUCUCAUGAUGUUUCCUGGAGGGGUUCCACACCAUAGACUACGAGAGGUCCAACUCGACACACCAUUCGACUCACACCCUCACACUCAAACUCUUCGUCUACUCACCAUGGUCCAAUAAGACGAGACCAGAAAUUCAUCCAUCACAUAACCACUUGAAACUUCAGAAGCUCAACACAUUCAGCUCAUCAUCCCCCCGUUCCCCGCGGAAGGGGUUCCAAAUCAUGUCGUCCUUGGGAGCAUUUCAGCUCCAUUCAAACCUCCCAGGGGUGGGCGUUCUGAAUCAUGUCGUCCUUCGGAAAAGUCCAGUACCCCCUCGCCCCUUUGGAAGAUGUUCCACAUCAUGUCGUCUUUGAGAGUCGACGCUAUCGUCCCUGGAGGGGUUCCAAAUCAUGUUGCCCUCGAGAGGUUUCUAGCUCGCCAACCUCAUGAGAGGAGAUGAGGUUGGGGGAAGAAGGCAGUUCAAAUCCAGUGGCGCGUUUCUUAUUAGGUUUUCGGUGUACCCAUGUACGUAUUCGUGGUGGACAGGUCGGAUUGAUUCAGAGUUGGACAUGUCGGAUAUAAUACACAUGUGUUGGCGUCUCUCAAAACAGAAGUAGUUG
This is a messenger RNA of Periconia digitata, 718 nucleotides long. The record is from the annotation of a GenBank genome assembly. NCBI's taxonomy places the organism in Eukaryota, Fungi, Ascomycota, Dothideomycetes, Pleosporales, Periconiaceae.